This is a messenger RNA of Contarinia nasturtii (swede midge), 2103 nucleotides long. RefSeq lists its product as uncharacterized. Bases 1 to 1995 code for a protein of 664 amino acids. The record is from RefSeq and is a predicted model, not a curated record. Lineage: Eukaryota; Metazoa; Arthropoda; Insecta; Diptera; Cecidomyiidae. The transcript has 3 exons.
AUGGAACCCGAAUUUCGGCAAUUUGCACAAAAUUUGGACGAUGAUCAUCGCUUUGAAUGGCCAAAUAACAAACAUUUUGGUAAUGCCAUGGGCGAUAUCAUUGAUAUCUACGAAAACAAUUUGAUUACAAAUUUGAACACGCACCCAGGGAAACGAUUACGCGAAUAUCUCAACAUGAAGGUGUACAAGAUUAAUUCGAAUCCGUAUUCGGUUUUCAAAUUUCAAGAAAAGGAUGUUAGUGCGUGUAUCCGUUUGGCUAUUUAUGGAAAUGAUGUAGUCAUUCGUGGAAUGGAUGAUGUCGCCAAACGUGAGAGAGUCCAAUGGCUGAUGGAUUACAUUCGCCGAAUUUGCUGGUGGGAUAUUCCAAACAAUAAUUUGGGUUUAUUCACGAAAAAACAAUGGUUCAAAUCGUUGCAAAUCUGGCUUACUAUGCAGCGCGAGAUUGAUGAAUUCAACAUUGAUCAAGAGCUACGAGAAGAACGCAAAGAACAAAGACAAGAGCAACGAAAGCAACGUCGUCAAAAACGAAAACAAGAUGGCCAACAACAAUCGAAUUCGUCUGAGGAUAAUGCAAAGAACAACGUACCGAAAAUCAAAAAUUUGACGGUUAUUCCAAUUUGUCAAUUCAAGCGCAAGUAUUUUCCCAUCGAUACUUUCACGCUGUAUAAAAUAUUAUGCGGUUUGAAGCUCAUGCCAAAGAACGAUAAUGAAAUACAGCUGACAUCGAAAGAAUUUCAGCGCGACAAAGAGUGGUAUUGGGACAAAAUUUUUGAUAUGCCGAAAAUCAAACGGCUUGGCAAACGAAAGAAAAUGUUCCAUUAUCGAAUAAUGUCAGAUGGCGAAGGAGUUUCGUUGCUAUAUGAUAUUGAACGAGAGCCGUUCAAACCAAUUGACAAAGCGGCGAUCCGAAAACGAUUCGUUGAAAAUGGACCUGACAAAAUUAAGAAAUUGUUGGGCAUUGAUCCGAAUGAAAAAACGUUGAAUGCGACAGUGCAACGUGAUGUAGAAACGGGCAAAGAGGUUAACAUCAAGAUAAGCUCAAAACAUUAUCAUUGGAUCGCCAAACAAAAGGUACGAAACAAGAAGGCAAAACGUUAUACGAAGUCAUUCACUCAAGAGGAACAAAAUGAUCGAAAUAAUCGGGCACUGUAUCCCGUGAUGCCGUCUCCCAUGGGAAAACAUUGGUUGUGUUAUGUGCAUCAUCGAUUGAAAAUGUUGGACAAAGGAAUGGAGGCGUAUGCAUCGGACAAAUAUACGCGGCUGUGUUUCGACAAAUACGUCGAAUCAAACAGUGCAAUCGAUCAAAUUGCCGGCAUGUUGGUGAAUUAUGAAGCAGCAGUGGUGUAUUUUGGAGCGGCUGAAAUAUCACCAAAUCUACCGUUCCAUAUCAAGAAGCAUGUGAGAUGCCCCAAAAUGAAGAAUGCCUUCAAAAAGCGUGGUGAUUGUGUCAUUGUGCCGACGGAUGAAUAUUAUACGUCUCAAACUUGUCCAAAGUGUUUGGAAAGAUUUGAUCCCCGCACAAAAAGUCAUCGGUUCAAAGUCUGUCAAGACUGUAAGCCCCAUCCAGCUGCUAUGUUGCCAUCCAUGAUCGUAACACAGAUGGGCACACGAAAAUUGCAGACAUUUCGGAAAAUAGAUCGAAUAGCAAAUGCAGAAGCAGAAGCAAAUCAUCAAAAUGCAGGACCUUUACUCUCAAAGGUGGUAGUAUACCGCAAAAUCUGGCUAGUAAACCCUGAUAGUGGUGUUUUGGAAUACGCUGAUACUGAUGCUGCUCAACAACAACUGAGUGCUGCUGAACAACUUAACGCGCUUGUAGCUGCAAUUGAGGUGGAAUUUAUCGAUUUUGAGGGGCGAAUCAAACGCAAGACAGUUUGGCAUCGCGACAUUGCCGCUGCGAAAUGCAUCCCCAUCAAGGGGCAUUUUUGGCUGUUUGACCUGGAGAUACCCAAGACAUUACAGAGACCAGCGCCUGCAGCUCAAAACAAUCAGUAUUAAGCAUCAGCUAGCCAUUUAAUAAAAUUAAUUUAAAAAUUUAUACGGUAACACUUUGUUACUUUCCGCUAUGCCUGAAGCUGUGGUAUAGUAGGCUUUGCCUGACGCACC